This is a messenger RNA of Phalaenopsis equestris, 2101 nucleotides long. Its product is annotated as sugar transport protein 14-like. Gene Ontology annotation, biological process: monosaccharide transmembrane transport. Lineage: Eukaryota; Viridiplantae; Streptophyta; Magnoliopsida; Asparagales; Orchidaceae. The record is from RefSeq and is a predicted model, not a curated record. Gene Ontology annotation, cellular component: membrane. Gene Ontology annotation, molecular function: monosaccharide transmembrane transporter activity.
ACAAAUCACCACCGGAAAAUGGCAACAAUAAAUAAAUCUCCCUCCUCUUCUCCCAUCUACAUCUCUUCACUUCUUCUCUCACGCGCUCUGUCUCUCAGAGGAAAGCGGAGCUUCGAGGAUUUGGAAUUAGGGUUUUAAUGGCGGGAGGAGGGAUCGGAGUCGGCGAAGUGGGAAGAAGAGCGGAGUACUAUGAAGGGGGAGUCACUCUCUUCUUCGUAUUGGCGGUCAUCGUUGGAUCUCUUGGAGGAUCUCUGUUCGGCUAUGAUCUUGGCGUCUCCAGCGGGGUGACAUCCAUGGAUGAUUUCUUAAAAGAGUUCUUCCCCAAAACGUACGACAGAAAGCACGCGCAUCUCCACGAAACAGACUACUGCAAAUACGACAACCAGAUACUAACCCUCUUCACAUCUUCCCUCUACUUCGCCGGCCUCCUCUCCACCUUCGCCGCAUCACCCGUCACGAGGAAAUAUGGAAGGAGAGCCAGCAUCUUAACCGGCGCAGUCAGCUUCUUCCUCGGAGGCGUUGUCAAUGCAGCAGCCGUCAACAUUUUCAUGCUCAUCGUCGGCCGAAUCUUUCUCGGCAUCGGUAUCGGUUUCGGAAAUCAAGCCGUCCCUCUCUACCUAUCCGAGAUCGCACCCCCGAAGAUCAGAGGGGCCGUGAAUCAACUCUUCCAGCUAACCACCUGUCUAGGUAUUCUCGUCGCCGAUUUCAUCAACUACUUCACCGAAAAGAUCCACCCCUGGGGAUGGCGGCUCUCCCUCGGCCUCGCGGUUUUGCCGGCAACCCUAAUGUUCUUCGGCGGUUUAUUUCUCCCCGAGACACCCAACAGUCUGGUGGAGCGAGGAAGACUGGAGGAAGCGAGGAGGAUUCUGGAGAAGGUGAGAGGGACCAAGAAGGUGGAUGCGGAGCUGGAGGAUCUGAAGGAUGCGAGCGCUGCCUCGCAGGCGGUGAAGCACCCAUUCCGCAAUAUACUGAAGCGAAAGAACCGGCCCCAGCUCAUUAUCGGCGUUCCAGCUUUCCAGCAGCUCACCGGACAGAAUUCCAUACUCUUCUAUGCUCCUGUGAUCUUCCAGAGCCUGGGAUUUGGAUCUGGUGCGGCGCUCUACUCUUCCAUUAUCACCGGCUCCAUGCUCGUUAUCGGCGCUAUUGUUUCCAUGCUGCUCGUCGAUAGGCUUGGCAGGCGUUUCCUCUUCAUGGAAGCUGGUAUUCAGAUGAUCAUCUCAAAUUUGAUUGUAGGCAUAACUCUGGCUCUGGAGUUCGGUCGUGGCACCGUUCUAUCCAAAGGUGUAUCGGUGCUUCUUGUCGUCUCAAUCUGCGCAUUCGUGGCAGCUUUCGGCUGGUCAUGGGGUCCUCUCGGGUGGUUGGUGCCGAGUGAGCUCUUCCCCUUGGAGACAAGGCCGGCGGGUCAGAGCAUCGUCGUUUGUAUCAACCUUUUCUGCACCGCACUUGUCGCUCAGUGCUUCCUCGCGGCAUUAUGCCACCUCCGCUUCGGCGUUUUCAUCCUCUUCGCUUGUUUGAUUGCGAUCAUGUCUUUGUUCAUCUACUUCCUGCUGCCGGAGACGAAGCAGGUGCCGAUUGAAGAGAUCUACCAGCUCUGGGAGCAGCACUGGUUCUGGAAGAAGAUAGUGAUUGACGAGGCUUCAAAGGAGACUCGGCAACCACCACCACCACAAGUGUAGUUAACCAAUACCAACUGUGGAUAUUGAAUAAAGCCUAUGUUUUUCUCACGAUGUUAUGAUUUCUUAUUUGAAACAGCAUGCUUUAUAAAUUGUGGAUGGAAUGUGUUUAUGAAAUGCAUAUAUUUUCUGCAUUGGUUACAAUGUUCAUGUCACUGUUUUUGUGCGGCAAUAUAUAUUGAUUCUAUGAAGCAGAUUGAGCAUUUACUUUUAUGAGUCUGAGUCCAUUGUUCUUCGUAGCAUAUAAUUCUUCAUGUUUUAUAAUUAGAGAGCGAUUAUGGUGCAACACCAUCUUAUAAUUCAAGCAUUAUUAUCUUGAAAAAAGUAUUUGGUCAAAAAAGAAGACUCAUAUAAUAUACUAUAUAUCUUGGCAUACACCUUUUUUGGGUGCACAUGAAAACAAAUAGGACUAUAUCAGCAUAAACAUU